AUGUUGCGAAUAAAAGCAUUAAGUUCCAGAAAACAACUACUUUGGUUGUUUUUGUUAGCGCUAGCGUGCUUUACGUAUGGCACCGAGUUUUCGGCUACUCCAAAAAAUUCCGAGUCAUCCUCAAUAGCUAACGGUACUGAAAUUUUGAAAAGCCUAAGCAAUACAAAUCAAAAAGAAAACUUGAGAAGUGAAAGCGCAGAGGAAACUGUGGAUAUUGAUUAUGACGAGGAGCAGGACGACGAUGAUGAUGACGAUGACGACGAAGUAACAGGAGAAAGGCCAAAACACUCACGCAAAAAGCUUAUUAGCAUUAUAAAACGUGUGGGCACAACUUUUACUUGGGAUCGCUGGGAAAAGUGGACUAAAUGUAGUAACUCUUGUGUGCAAAUACGCCGCAGAAAAUGUAUCGAACGUAAACUGACUUCACUUGAUGCUGCUCCGAUUGACCGUGAAUUCUAUCCAGAACCCAAUGGCCUCACCGGUUGUCGAGGUAUUAUAAAACGGUUCCGGCUUUGCAAGGACGAAAAAUGUAAGGCGAAAAAAAAGCGGCAACGUGACGAACAAUGUGCCGCCUUCAACAGAAUAGCAUAUAAAGAAAAGUACUACAACUGGUUGGGUUAUGAAAAAGAACACAACGAGUGUGAGUUGUUUUGUCGUCCAAGUGGUUCGGGUAUGUUCGUGAGCAUGAAUCAGUCGGUGACUGAUGGGACUACCUGUGGCAGACCGGCAGUGUAUUACACGCACUAUUAUAGACGAAAGGCGGUAUGCGUGGAAGGAGUUUGCCGGGCGGUUCAUGAAAGUGGUGCCAUACGCCCAGCCACCACCAGCGACGCCCAAACGAAAUGUGGUUCGGUGUUAUGUGAGAUGGUCUCCGAGGUGUUCAGUAAAGCCAAGUUGAGUUAUGGCUACAACUAUGUGCACACAAUUCCAGCGGGGGCAAUGAACUUAACGGUGAAACAGCUGGCGCGAAGUGAUAAUUUAUUGGCGCUCAAAACUACCGAUGAUAUCUUUCUGAUUAACGGCAAUAAUCGCGCCUCGGAGAGUGGCAUAUUCGAGUAUAAUGACGACAGCUAUGACUACAAUCGCGAAUUGAGUAUAAUCACUGCUAAGGGGCCCAUAAGUAAACCCGUUGUGCUUUUGCUCUUUGUGCGCGGUCAUAAUACUGGGAUAAAGUAUGACUACACACUGCCCGUACCGUCGGCUUCCAUAGCCGAGGAGGAGGAGCUGCAGUCACAGUGGAACGAGGUGGGCCAGCCACUGGACGAGUUAGACGAGAACACCAUUGAUGGCUCCGUUUCGGCACAGAUCGCACGCGCACGCGAACGUAAACGACGCAAGUUCUCGUGGAAGCUACUCGGCUUUGGUGAGUGUAAUCGUUCUUGUGGACCAGGUAUACAACCUCCAAUUUUCCGUUGCAUACGCGAUUUACCGACGCGUUACUAUUCACCAAAGCGUUGCGCCUUUGUAGAGAAGCCAGUCUUCAGUGAGGACAUCUAUCAUUGUAAUCGCGGACUGUGUCCAGCUUAUUGGCGCGCUGGUGAAUAUGGGGAGUGUAAAUGCGCCGAAGGUGUGGCCGAGGGUGUGCGCUCCCGUUACGUGAAUUGCGUGCAGGAACAAAAUAACGGCAAGGUGGAAGUGGUCUCCGAAGAUUUGUGUGAGCAGGAAAAGUUGCCACAGUUGAAUGAGACAUGCAAUUGUCCAAAGCUGAAUCGGCGUAAGAUUUACGCACGUGGACCAGACAAGACACCACGCGUAUUCUCGCGUUUGGUGAUAGCGCCCACUUUGGUGCGCAGUGUUUACAACUCAACCACGCCAUUGCGGCGGCAUCUGCGAGACGAUCGCGUGGACAAAGCAGGUGUGUGGUUGAUGUCGGGCUGGAAUCAAGAGUGUUCGACCGAUUGCGGCGCUGGCUUUGAGCAUCGCUCGAUCUACUGCGACCGCACGCCACCCUAUACGGAUCUUUGUGAUCUACGCUUCACGCCAGAGCAAAAGCGUAUUUGUAGUGGUAGUCAACAGGCUGAGGCUUGUCAGUACGGCACAUGGUUCACUUCCGAAUGGAGUAAUUGCACAGGUGAUUGCUUCAAUUUACAGCGUAAGCGUGCUGUGCUUUGCCUGCGCGAUGGCGUGGCAGUGGAUGAGUCGGAAUGCGAUCUCUUGUUGCGUCCACGGGCUGUUAUGAAUUGCACACACAAGGAAGUGAUGUUUUGUGGGCCCAAGUGGCAUUACUCCGAGUGGUCGGAGUGCUCCCGCUCUUGUGGUGAUGGUGUUCAACGACGUUACGCCAAAUGUCUGGAAUUCGAUUGGAAACAAAAGGCGAUGGUAGAAUCGAGUAAUUGCAAAUAUUUGGAGCGUGAGCCAGUCUAUGGCACAUGCAAUGUGCAGAAGUGUGAAGAACUCAACACACUCUUCGAUGUGGAGCGUGAUAUUUUGAAGCCGGUAGAUCCACCUGUCAAUUGCAAAGAUGAAGUGAGUAAUUGUCAGCGGAUAAAUCGACAACGAUUGUGCAAAUUGCACUACUACAAAACCUAUUGCUGUGCCACAUGCAGCGGAUAUGCUUAGCAAAUGCGUUUAGCAAUGGCCAAUUGAGGAAAUGUGUGGCAGCGACGAGUGCAGGCGAGGAAGUUUCGCUCCAGCAGCUUCAGAACGGUGCUGAAGCUUUGCGCAUUUAAUUGUAUUUAAAUUAUUGGCAGCAACGACAAUAACAAUAACAAUUACUAUCAUAUUAUUAGUAUAGAAUUUUAUGUAGUCAGUUUAGCUAGUAAGUUGCAGAAAAGUUGAAAAUUGAAGAAAUUUAAGGCACUUACGGCGCUUACGGCACGUGUUGGCGGUAUGUGCCUGAGAAACAACAACAUAUUACAUUUGAUUACAAGUCCACUAAUUGGAUUUGUACGAAACAUAUACUCGAAAUGUUCGUAUAAGAUUUUUAACAAAAUGAAAGAUAAAUAUUUUCAGUACACCUUAAUUGCUUAAAUUUCGAAUAUUUUUGUGUCAAGUGAGAACAACAAUUUUAAAUGUUUUAGAAAACUUAGUGUAUGAGUACUAACCUGCCAUAUAGGCGCAUGUACAAGAGUAUAACUGCAUAUCGUCACCUGAAAUGCAAAACAACGUAUCAUCA
Bactrocera tryoni is the source of this 3115-nucleotide messenger RNA. Its product is annotated as ADAMTS-like protein 3. Gene Ontology annotation, molecular function: metalloendopeptidase activity. Gene Ontology annotation, biological process: extracellular matrix organization. Lineage: Eukaryota; Metazoa; Arthropoda; Insecta; Diptera; Tephritidae. The coding region runs from base 1 to 2559 and encodes 852 amino acids. Gene Ontology annotation, cellular component: extracellular matrix. The record is from RefSeq and is a predicted model, not a curated record. The transcript has 8 exons.